Messenger RNA from Nerophis lumbriciformis (worm pipefish), 1183 nucleotides. RefSeq names its product ornithine decarboxylase antizyme 2-like. NCBI's taxonomy places the organism in Eukaryota, Metazoa, Chordata, Actinopteri, Syngnathiformes, Syngnathidae. Gene Ontology annotation, molecular function: ornithine decarboxylase inhibitor activity. Gene Ontology annotation, biological process: positive regulation of protein catabolic process. The record is from RefSeq and is a predicted model, not a curated record. Gene Ontology annotation, cellular component: nucleus; cytoplasm.
AUGUCGCGAACACCACGUUCCUGGUUGUCGGGGUCGUGGUUGCCCAGCUCCAUCCCUCAGCCUCCGGGGCCUCAGUGGUGCUCCGAUGCCCCUCACCCACAGCUAAAGAUCCCGGGUGGGCGAGGGACGGUCAGGGAUCACUCUCUCGACGUGCUGCUACACAAGGAUGAGAAGUUGACCGUGACACAAACCGCGGAGGUGAACGGGAACGCCCAACUCCUUCACUUCCACUACCAGCUGAGCGAGCGCCGCUCGGCCUUCUGGGAGAGCGCCUUGUCGGCGGACAGCCUCUUCCUGGAGAUCCCCGCUGGGUCGCUGGCCGAGGGAAGCAAGGAAGGACUCACUGCCCUGCUGGAGUUUGCAGAGGAGCAGCUGAAGGCCAACUUUGUCUUCGUGUGGUUCCGCAAAGGCAGAGAAGAUCGACAGGCCAUCAUCCGGACGUUCCACUUCAUGGGCUUUGAGAUGGUGAAGCCGGGCGACCCCUCGGUCCCGGCCCGGCCCGACUUGGCCUUUAUGGUUUACUCUCUGGACAACAGCAGCUCAGACGAGGAGUGACCCCUGACCCCGCCCGCCUCGUCUUGCUUCGGGAUAGUCGCCCACCCAACCCCCGGAUGAGAGGCUAUAGAACAAUAAUCUUUUUAUAGACGGUCAUGUUUCCCCUUUCUAUCAAUAAAAUGCUACCUUGACCGCGUAGAAGACAAACUUCCUGUUGUCCAUUCCAGAACGUGUCCCUCAGAAGUCUUGGGUCAGUCAAAAUAUUCCUGCACUCUAACGAGGCUUCUUGUGCCUAACCAGGAGAGUUGUUACUCUUCAGUCUUAUGGUGUGUGUGUGUGUCCAGAAAGACCACUUCAGGGUAUGACCAUAUAUAUGCAAUUACAUGCAGGAGGUGUCCUGCAGACUUUUCAUUUAGCACUUUGAUCACGACGCCAAAGAACCCAGUGUACCCUCACUUGUUGUUGUUGUCGGAGCGCCAUGUUGAUCCAAACCUUCUCCCGCUAUUUUUAGCUGCACGUUGGCUCGGGCAGGCUGCUUCUAGUUUCUGCAUGUCUUCCAGGUGUGAUUGAUCGAGCUUCAUUAAUAUGACGUUUUAUUUAUUGUUUCAUCCAAUCCACGCUUGUGCGUUGUGUACAUGCCUUCCUUGGUGCAGGGAAUGUUGAAAUAAUAAAAACACCAUGGGAAAAA